AUGGGGUGCGACUCCCAAGGUAAUCUAAGCGACGCAGAGUUCAGCAAACCGUUGCCAUCAAUAGGUAUCUACGUGGCAGCAGCUUCACUGAUAUGUGGAGUUUCCAUGUUUGCCGAUCUUCUUCACGGCUUCCGUCACCGCAAGUUCUGGUUCCCUUGCAAAUUCUUCUCUCUCAACGCCACCACUCUCACUUUCAUCUCCGUCUGCGUCAAACUCUCCUUAGAUCUCAACACCUCCAUGCCUAGUCGCCAGGAUCAGCUCGCUAAACUCAGCAGCAGCGUCUUCUUCUGCACGGUCAUGGCUAAUUCCAUGCCUUCUCUUGGUUUCAUGGUCACUCAAGAUCUCCUCAUGGCCUUAGGGAUUCUUGUCAUCACAGACGUUGUCAACAUCUGUAUCCAAUUAGGUACAGGUGCCAUCUACGUUUUCACUCAAGAACACGCUCUCGUUAUCGCUCUCAUGCUUCUAAUGUUUGUGAUCUUGAGCUUCUCUGCCAUCACAGUCCCCGCCACAAAGCGUUUCUUGGAGCUCAAGUACAAGAAGAAGUACGAGUUCGCUUUGAAGCAGUGUCCUUCGUAUACAGAGAGAAGGAAAGGGGUUAAUAAGCUUAAAGAAGAUCUGAUGAAAUUUUGGAUUAUGGCUCACACUUGUAGCCCACAGUUCGUGAUGGCUCGCUCUGUCACUUGCACCACCUCUGGUUUCCUCUGUUUUUUAAGUGCUGUCACGUUGGCUGAAGCCAUGCUCCGGUCUUACUUUCUACAACCACGAUCACUUGGGUUCUGUAAUGGAGACUCUGAUUACAAAUGGUCAACCACUCUGGUUCUAGCCUCUCAGGCCGCUCUAGUAGCCAUAGGAUCCAUUGCUCCAGCGAGCAGAUGGUUUAGUGCAGUGAAAUUGAGGUGUCCAUCAUCAAGAGCAAAGAAAUGUCUGAGAGAUGAGUUGAGAGUAGAGAGUUAUUGGUCUGAGUGUCUCGUUGAGAAGAAAGAACGUCCCUUGAACCUAUGGAUGUUCCAUGGUCGUCGGAGCAGGAAGCUUGCACACGACUUAAACCAGUGGAUACUUGAUCUCUGCAUUGCAACACAAUAUGUAUGUGAUACUGUAGCAAACGCCGAAUCUUCACGAUCAAAUCUAUCGACGAGACGAUUUGUUCUGCAUCUUGAAGGAGAGGAGGAGCUGGUGGAUUUUAUGGCUCGGAGCAACCGUGAGGCCACAAACCAUUUGAUACAAAAGGGUCGGAAGAAACAACCAGUAAGCUUGAUAGAGCUCUUGGAGGCAACAAGUCCCAUCUCAAAAGGAUUUGAAGGGAUUCGAGAUUUUGACAGUGACGAGGUUGCUUCUCUAGCCUCUGGAGAGCCACCUAAUUCUUGGGCCCUUCCGUUAGUAACACUGACGAGCAUCGUUGUUGCUCUUCCCAACAUAAAGCCUUGCUCUCUCAAGAAGCUAGUGAAGGCUGUAAACGAGGCUUUAAUCUAUGUCAAAAAGUUCGAAGAGGUCUUAGACAUUGAAGGAGAGUUAGUUAACAGCAGGAAAGCUGCGGAGUUGAUCUCUACCAUAAGUGGCUCAACGUGGAUCUUCGAAAACUAUCCAAGCAACAGAGAACAAGACCACAAGAAGUUCUUAAAGAACUGCCCUCGCGCUGGCCCAUCAAGACACAAGCAGCAAACUCCAUGUACCGAAUCAGCCAAACUCCAUGUACCGAGAAACGUCGGAAGUGAGGAGGAGACUGUUUUGAAAGACGUGGAGAGGAUGGUGUCGGAUAUAGUAGCGGGAUGCUUUUGCAACACGGCAGAGGUGAUAGGGAUCAAGUGUUUGGUGACGGCGGUGGAAGUGAGGGAAGCGUCGGUGAGAGAAGCGGCGAUGCAUCUGGGGAGAACAGAGAAGAUACUUGAGAUCGUGGACAGGAGAUGCAUGCCUGCUUUGUCUCAACACAAAGUGGCAAAGAUUGAUGAAUGGAGAGAGUUUUAUAGGACUAAUCAAUCCAUCUCUUUCUCUCAUCCUUCGUCUCAGUUUACUACCCAUGAACUCAUUCUCGCUUUAGAUUAA
This is a messenger RNA of Microthlaspi erraticum, 2040 nucleotides long. The record is from the annotation of a GenBank genome assembly. NCBI's taxonomy places the organism in Eukaryota, Viridiplantae, Streptophyta, Magnoliopsida, Brassicales, Brassicaceae.